This is a messenger RNA of Symbiodinium sp. CCMP2456, 2606 nucleotides long. The record is from the annotation of a GenBank genome assembly. NCBI's taxonomy places the organism in Eukaryota, Dinophyceae, Suessiales, Symbiodiniaceae.
GAGGUUGGACGCCAGUCAAGGGCAUCUUCGGUGCCGAUACGCCCCUCUGGCAGAUUCGGCCGCUUGGGUUGAUUGGCACCUUGAUGAAUGCAGCAGGGUUCAGCGAGGCCCUGGGGAUUCUCCUCCCUGAGAUCUGGCAGGCGCAAACACUCGCCCAGUCAGAGGUAAGGCGUGCGGAGGCUCCGUUCGAUCCGAGGUCCAUGGUGCUGUGGCAUCCUACUCGGACCAGUGAGGUCAGAGGCGUCAUCGCAUCUUUAGUCUUGUCGCAUAGUGUCCAGCAUGAGACCUCCGUCCUUGCUGGUUGGUGUCGCGUAUACUGCGCGUCACGAGCUCAUCUGAAAGAGGCACCUCAGAUGGUGGAUAUCCGAGUAGGCCGGCAGCAAACGGCAGCCUUCCUGGAGAACGACCGGCAAUGUGCAGAACGCCACCGCUUUUCGGCUUUCAAUGCCAGCGCGAUGAGUCUCUGUGGCCAAAUUUCCUCGCUGCUCGAGCAUGUGGAGUUCAAAGUGGGCGCCAAGGGCAAGAAGGAGCUGGUGGACAACACCUUGGACAAGAAGUUCCGGGGCUCAAAAAUGGACAACUACUUCCGGGUGUCCCAAAGAGGCUCCAACCUCACGACGGAGAUCCGCGCGGGGGUCACUACCUUUCUCACCGCCGCCUACAUCAUGGCCGUCAACCCGAACAUCCUGAGCACCACUGGGCUGAACUUCGACGGCCUCGUCUUCGCCACGGCCGCCUCCAGCUGUGUGGCCACGCUGAUCAUGGCGCUCUGGGCGAAUUUGCCCUUUGGCCUCUGGCCUGGUAUGGGCAUGAAUGCCUACUUCGCCUACACCAUUGUUGGGUUCAAGGGCGGCCAGAACGCAGUGAAGAAGGUGAUGCUUGCAGUGACGGUCGAGGGCGUGAUCUUCAUCCUCAUGUCGGCCCUUGACCUCCGGCGCUACGUCUUCAAGGUCUUCCCGACCUGGAUGAUGAAGGCCACUAUGGCGGGCAUCGGCUUGUUUUUGGCUUUCAUCGGCCUGCAAGCGGGCAACGGCAUCGACAUCGUUCGGGACCAUCCGGCGGUAUUGGUCGACCUCGUCACACUGACAGGCGAGCACUUCCUGCGCACCUGGAUCGGAAUCGGCUUCUUUUGCCUCAUGAGCCUUCUGAUCCUGCUGCGUGUGCGGGGAGCCGUGAUGGUGUGCAUCCUGCUGAGUGCUUGUCUCUCCUGGAUCUUGCAGGCGGCGGCGGUGGAGCAGUUCUCCUACAAGCCCAUGUGCUGCCUAGGCAGCGUCUCCUACACGGAGCCGUCAAACGGGGGUGUGGAGUGGUAUCCCAAGCCAGGGGGUGGGUUCUACCCGAAGCCCACUUGCGAGAACCCCUUCACGGUGCCGGGCUACGGUAAGAUGGAGACCACGGAUGCUGGCACGUCCUUUAGUUUCGUGUCCUCCACAUCGGUGUCGAGUGCCAACGGCGUCUACACCAUCACGGACGGUUCAUCUUCCAGGAACCACAGCGGCAGCCUCUACUUCGAGGGCAUUGCUGCCGGGCGGGAUUCAUCCUUCAAAGGCGGUUGCACGGACACCUGCCAUGCCAUGAUGGGUGGCUUCAAUCCAGCCUGCUUCGAUGCAGUCUUGGUGGAGACGGGCUGCUGGACCUCGAUGUCCUAUCAGAGCCGGGCCGGCGCCAAGCUCGUGCUCGACGAGUUCGGAGAGGGCUGCAUCGGAGGAGCCGGGCGCAUUCCGAAGACCUUCAGCGCUCCCAGCGCUUUCGCCUCCGCUCCCUUGAUCGAUCUCGCGGGGCCUUUGGUAGCUCCCUUCUCCGGAUGGGACGGUUGCGAUGCGGAUGGUAACUGCGUCAGUGGAGAUGUCUCCGGUGGAACGAUCUUGGCGUGGGAUUUCUCGGGCUUUGGGGAUUGGCAGGGCUUCUGGAAUCCUCUGCUCACCCUCCUCUACAUCGAUUUCAUUGGAACCAUGGGCUUCCUAUAUGCAGCCGCAGACCUCAGUGGCCUGGUGGACCCUAAGAAGCCCGAGACCUUUCCAGGGUGUUACGCGGCUUUCAUGGCCGAUGCCGUCGGGACUUUCGUCGGAGGCUUCCUAGGCACCAGCUCUGUGACCACUUAUGGCGAAUCCAUGGCCGGUGUCUAUGAGGGUGGCCGCACAGGCCUCACGGCGCUCGUGAUCGCCUUCCUGAACUUUGUCUGCAUUUUCAUGACGCCCCUGCUCUCCUCCGUCCCCACCCUGUCUACAGGACCGGCACUGGUGAUGGUGGGCGUCUUUAUGAUCGAGGGAGUGAAGGACAUCGACUGGACGGACUACAUGCAGGCCAUCCCGUCCACGAUCUGCAUCCUGCUGCAGAUCACCACGUACAAGAUCGAAGUCGGAGUUCUGGGAGCUUUGCUUGUUUGGAGUUUCCUCAUGAUCUUCUCCGGCCGCGUCUUCCUUUACAUUCCCGGGGCCUGGGAGAAGCUCCCUGCCUUCCUGCAGCGGUUUGUGGCCUCGCAGACGGGCGACGAGGAGUUCCAUCGGCGGCUCAAGGAGGUCGAAGCGACGCCUGUGGAGCCCAGGAAGCUGAAUGUCCUCCCGAGCCCGGACCUUGAGCAGCCCUCCGUUCGCCAAGCUUGGUGA